This is a messenger RNA of Suncus etruscus (white-toothed pygmy shrew), 3252 nucleotides long. RefSeq names its product signal peptide, CUB domain and EGF like domain containing 3 (gene SCUBE3). Gene Ontology annotation, cellular component: cell surface. Gene Ontology annotation, biological process: signal transduction. The coding region runs from base 1 to 3045 and encodes 1014 amino acids. Gene Ontology annotation, molecular function: calcium ion binding. The record is from RefSeq and is a predicted model, not a curated record. NCBI's taxonomy places the organism in Eukaryota, Metazoa, Chordata, Mammalia, Eulipotyphla, Soricidae. The transcript has 23 exons.
AUGGAGGGUAGGAGAAUGGCUAUGGAGGUGCUGAAUACACAGAGGAGAGACAAGCCUUUGAGUCUUCCUGAGCAAAGCCUGCUGGCAGGAGGACCAGAAGAUGUGGACGAGUGUGUGGAGGGGACCGACAACUGUCACAUCGAUGCCAUCUGCCAGAACACACCGCGAUCCUACAAAUGCAUGUGCAAGUCUGGAUACACGGGAGACGGGAAACACUGCAAAGAUGUGGAUGAGUGUGAACGAGAAGACAAUGCGGGCUGCGUACACGACUGUGUCAACAUCCCUGGCAACUACCGGUGCACCUGCUAUGACGGCUUCCACCUGGCACACGACGGACACAACUGUCUGGAUGUGGACGAGUGUGCCGAGGGCAAUGGGGGCUGUCAGCAGAGCUGUGUCAACAUGAUGGGCAGCUACGAGUGCCACUGCCGGGAGGGCUUCUUCCUCAGCGACAACCAGCAUACCUGCAUCCAGCGGCCAGAAGAAGGAAUGAACUGCAUGAACAAAAACCAUGGCUGUGCCCACAUCUGCCGGGAAACCCCCAAAGGGGGCAUUGCCUGUGAAUGCCGCCCUGGCUUUGAGCUCACCAAGAACCAGCGGGACUGUAAAUUGACCUGUAACUAUGGGAAUGGCGGCUGCCAACACACAUGCGAUGACACAGAGCAGGGGCCCCGGUGUGGCUGCCAUGUCAAGUUCGUGCUGCACACAGAUGGGAAGACGUGCAUUGGGGAAAGGCGGCUAGAGCAGCACGCGCCCCCCCAGGCCGUUUCUAAUGAGACCUGCGCCGUGAACAAUGGUGGCUGCGACAGUAAGUGCCACGAUGCCGCCACGGGUGUGCACUGCAGCUGUCCCGUGGGCUUCAUGCUGCAGCCAGACAGGAAGACCUGCAAAGACAUCGAUGAGUGUCGCCUCAACAACGGGGGCUGUGACCACAUCUGCCGGAACACGGUGGGCAGCUUCGAGUGCAGCUGCCGCAAGGGAUACAAGCUGCUUAUCAAUGAGCGGAGCUGCCAGGACAUCGACGAGUGCUCCUUCGACCGGACCUGUGACCAUAUGUGCAUCAACACACCUGGCAGCUUCCAAUGCGUGUGCCACCACGGCUACCUGCUCUACGGCCUUACCCACUGUGGGGAUGUGGACGAGUGCAGCAUCAACCGCGGAGGCUGCCGCUUUGGCUGCAUCAACACCCCAGGCAGCUACCAGUGUACCUGCCCCGCAGGCCACGGCCGGCUGCACUGGAACGGCAAGGAUUGCACAGAGCCGGUGAAGUGUCAGGGCGGAGCUGGUGCCUUGAAAGCCAUGCUCAGCUGCAGCCGCUCAGGCAAGAAGGACACCUGUGCUCUCUCCUGCCCGUCCCGAGCACGCUUCCUGCCAGAGUCUGAGAAUGGCUUCACCAUGAGCUGUGGGACCCCCAGUCCUCGGGCGGCUGCGGCACGUGCAGGUCAUGCUGGAAACAGCACGCAUUCCGGCCACUGCCAUGAGGCCUCAGUGCUGGCCGUCAAACAGCGCGCCUCCUUCAAGGUCAAGGAUGCCAAGUGCCGUCUGCACCUGCGCAACAAAGGCAAAACGGAUGAGGCUGGCCGGACACAGGGCCCAGGUGGUGCUCCGUGCUCCGACUGCCAGGUGACCUUCAUCCACCUCAAGUGUGACUCUUCUCGGAAGGGCAAAGGCCGCAGGGCCAGGACCCCUCCCGGCAAGGAGGUCACUCGGCUCACCCUAGAACUGGAGGCCGAGGUCAGAGCGGAAGAAACCACAGCUGGCUGCGGGCUGGGCUGCCUCCGGCAGCGGAUGGAGCGGCGGCUGAAGGGCUCCCUGAAGAUGCUGCGCAAGUCCAUCAACCAGGACCGCUUCUUGCUACGCCUGGCCGGCCUUGACUAUGAGCUGGCCCACAAGCCCGGCCUGGCCGCCGGCGAGCGCCCUGAGCUGGUGGAGGCCUGCCGGCCUGGACAGCACCGAGCCGGUGUCAAGUGUGUCAGCUGCCCGCAGGGAACUUAUUACCACGGCCAGACGGAGCAAUGCGCGCCGUGCCCGGCGGGCACCUUCCAGGAGAGGGAAGGACAGCUGUCCUGCGACCUUUGCCCUGGAAGUGAUGCCCACGGGCCUCUCGGAGCCACCAACGUCACCACGUGUGCAGGUCAGUGCGCCCCAGGUUCCCACUCUGCUGAUGGCUUCAAGCCCUGCCAGCCGUGUCCCCGAGGCUCCUACCAGCCCGAAGCCGGACGAACCCUCUGCUUCCCAUGUGGGGGUGGCCUCACCACCAAGCACGAAGGGGCCGUCUCCUUCCAGGACUGUGACACCAAAGUCCAGUGCUCGCCAGGCCACUACUACAACACCAGCAGCCACCGCUGCAUCCGCUGCGCCAUGGGCUCCUACCAGCCCGACUUCCGCCAGAACUUCUGCACCCGGUGUCCCGGAAACACCAGCACCGACUUUGACGGCUCCACCAGCGUGGCCCAGUGCAAGAAUCGCCAGUGUGGUGGGGAGUUGGGUGAGUUCACCGGCUAUAUCGAGUCCCCCAACUACCCAGGCAACUACCCAGCCGGCGUGGAAUGUGUCUGGAACAUCAACCCUCCGCCCAAGCGCAAGAUCCUGAUCGUGGUCCCCGAGAUCUUCCUGCCCUCUGAGGACGAGUGUGGGGAUGUCCUGGUCAUGAGGAAGAACUCCUCGCCAUCCUCCAUCACCACCUAUGAGACGUGCCAAACCUACGAACGCCCCAUCGCCUUCACCGCACGUUCCCGCAAGCUCUGGAUCAACUUCAAGACAAGCGAAGCCAACAGUGCCCGUGGCUUCCAGAUCCCCUACGUGACUUAUGAUGAGGACUACGAACAGCUGGUGGAGGACAUCGUGAGAGAUGGCCGGCUCUAUGCCUCAGAGAACCACCAGGAGAUCUUAAAGGACAAGAAGCUCAUCAAGGCCUUCUUUGAGGUGCUGGCCCACCCCCAGAACUACUUCAAGUACACAGAGAAACACAAGGAAAUGCUGCCCAAGUCCUUCAUCAAGCUGCUCCGGUCCAAAGUUUCCAGCUUCCUGAGGCCCUACAAAUAGUGCCGUUCAACCCUCAACCCAGGUUUUAAAGCCCCCACACGCCUUAGCCCUCAGAGCCAGCAACCCCAGCCUCAGGCCCAGAGCCCUCUUGUCUCUCUUUCUAGAGAGAAAAGUAUCUGUCUGUCCACCGGGUCCUCUCCCUCAGGGUCCUACGAACCCCUUGUCCUUGUCUAUCUGUCUGUCUGUCUGUCUUAUCCCUCUCUUUUG